This is a messenger RNA of Trematosphaeria pertusa, 2005 nucleotides long. RefSeq names its product glycosyltransferase family 71 protein. Gene Ontology annotation, molecular function: alpha-1,2-mannosyltransferase activity. The record is from RefSeq and is a predicted model, not a curated record. Gene Ontology annotation, biological process: mannan biosynthetic process. NCBI's taxonomy places the organism in Eukaryota, Fungi, Ascomycota, Dothideomycetes, Pleosporales, Trematosphaeriaceae. The transcript has a single exon. Gene Ontology annotation, cellular component: Golgi apparatus. Bases 37 to 1527 code for a protein of 496 amino acids.
UCUACCUUCGACAUGACCUUGAGCUAGAGGUGGAACAUGGCCGGCUCCAGGCGACCGCGCAUCUUAUUCGGUGCUGUUAUUGUUAUCUUUAUUGUCAUUUUCACGAGAUGGCAGUACGAGGCGGCGCCGACCGCACCUCUACAGCUGGAGGAGACGAAUUCUAAAGGGGAACCCAUAUCUCUAAACCUUCCACCAACACCGUCAACGCCGCCGAACCCCUCGACGCCGCAACUGAUACAGGAUGCUCACAAGCUCGGAUCUGCGGACGACUUCCUACCGCACUUUGCGGCAGUGCGACAGCUUCCGGCAUUGAGCUUGGCCGAAGCGAAGAAGACCUGCACAUGGGGACCGGACACGUUUGUCAAUUUCCAGUACACCGAAGAGGAUGAUUGGGUGAAAAAGGACCGCCCAGACGACGAAUUAGCGCAAAAACGCGAAGAAUGGCACGCUUUUGUGGAGAAGAGCAUGCUUCCCUAUGCGCAAGUGAAGGACAAGUUCAGCGGCCGAGGCCUUGUCGUCUGCGCCGGAAACCAGGAUACGCUCAUGCGGCUCAAAGUCAUUCUCCGGGCGCUCAAGAAGAUAGGCUCCGCGAUAGCCAUGGAGGUGCAUUACUGGGCCGACGAGAUGGACGAAGCAGCGAAGAAAGAGCUCGUCGAACUGUAUCAGCCAAACGCGAUGCACUUCAACGACCUCUCCGGUCCGCACAACAUCCUCCAGGUCAAGAAGGACCAGCUCUGGAUCAAUUACCAGCUGAAGACUGCCUCCGUCAUCAACUCGCGUUUCGCUGAGCCUCUGCUACUCGACAGCGAUAACAUUCCGAUCAUCAAGCCGGAGGAGCUCUACGACUCGAGCGUGUACAAGGAGUUCGGAUCUGUCUUCUGGCCCGAUAUCGCUCGAACACGAUCUAACAACCCCAUGUGGGCCAUCACAAACACUCCAUGCGCGAUGGACGAGUACGAGCAAGAGAGCGGCCAGCUGCUCGUCGACAAGCGCCGCUUCUGGUAUCACCUGCAGCUCGCGACAUGGUUGAAUAACGAGCAGGGGAAAUACUACAACGAGUUCCUGCUGGGCGACAAGGACAUGUUCAGAUUUGCGUGGCACGCGCUGAAGACGAAGUACGGACAUCCGAAGAAGUGGCUCACGAGCGUGGGCACCGAGAAUGACGGCUACUAUUGCGGGCACUCAUUUGCGCAGCACCACCCAGAUGAUGAGCGCGUGGCAUUUUUGCACGGCGGCUUGGUGAAGACGGUGGACCUGGAUGUCAUGAGGUGGAACAGAGAUCACAAGGGAGGAUACUACCGCAGUUAUAAGAGCGCGCCAUCGGACGAGGACCCGGCGACGAGCGUGAAUGUCGCGAUUAAGUUUGACAGCGCGGAUUAUCUGCCGAACAAGGGCCCGGGUGUCAAGGUCGCGCAGUGCACGGAUAUGAAGGAUGUGGAGGCGCGGGACAUCAACGAGAUCUUAUUUGGAUUCGAGAAGACGUUUGAGGAGAUCGGUGGGUAUUGGCAGCUGGAUGCAAAUAGAUAGAAGGGAGAAGAAUCCUUGACCUGGCGAUCGGCGAGCCCAACCGCCUGUAUACAGUUUGGUGAUCUCUCUUUCUCGCUGGACUCUCCGCCGUCAACGGGCAGCCUUUUUGCCGGGGCCUCACUUUCCUUAUUCGGUGCGUAUUCCGGGAGGUCAGGAUCGUCGUGCUCAUAUACUGGGAGCUGCUCCUUUGACCUUCUUUUCCUUCUUCUUGCGAUGAAGAGCAUAGAGGAUGGCGACUAGACACAGAAUUCCACAUGAAGGCCCUCUCGAAGCCAGAGAAGGCGGCUGCGGUUUUAUUGAAGGAUAUUUUAGUUCUGAGCCGGUCUACUCUUCAUCGUGCGCAGGCCGAAAUCGGCGCUUGCCGUGGUUCAUUCGGGAGUACGGAGUGGGACAAGUGCUUGGGUAACGUACUCCACGAUCCAUUAAAUAUCUCCUUAAUUCAUCAUAUGUCGUAUAUUACGAACUCAAGUCACUUCUA